This is a messenger RNA of Penicillium olsonii, 1425 nucleotides long. The record is from the annotation of a GenBank genome assembly. NCBI's taxonomy places the organism in Eukaryota, Fungi, Ascomycota, Eurotiomycetes, Eurotiales, Aspergillaceae.
AUGACCGCCCCUACAAGUCAAUUUCACAGGCUGUCCAUCGGUCCAAACAUGUCUGAUCAGACACUGCCUGCCCGCGGGCGGCCGAACCCUCACGACAGUGACUCUCCCUCAGAGGCUUCCAGCGAGGAGGGGAGGGAGACGAGCGAGGUGUCGGAAUCGACCAGCGCAUCGAUUCUGGCCCCCUCGGGCAUUACCUAUGACCUGAGCCACCUGGACUCUGAGACGGAAGCCAGAGCUCUCGUGGGACUGACGGGCAGCUUUGACGUCGUCAACAGUCAGCACACGUCCGCCGGGUAUGACUUCCAGCUGAUCGAUCGCCCCCGGGUGCGCAUUGGCGCGGACUCGUCGACGUGCACCUGCGCGGUCUUUCAGAGUCAUCCGGACGGGGCGUGUCACCACAUCUUUUGGCUCGUCGACCAACUUCAUGGCUGCUUUGUGCGAGACCCUCCGUCGACAGAGGUAGCGCUGGCUCCGGACGGACGCCCAGAUCUCCCACGGCUGGAAAAUCUCCUGGAGGGCAACUUGGAGGCAGUUACAGCCCAGCUCCGGUGGCAGUGCCCCCAGGAUGAGGGUGGGGGCACCGGCGGUAGGAUAGCUCGCACUCAGAAGAUGAAAGACAUCUUGUCUGCGUUCUACCCUCCGAUUCCUGAGGAGUUCCGACAAGACUUGACCGAGACGGCCGAGCCUGCACGGACCUUAGAGCAAUGCGUUGUGCAGGGAGACUUCGUGGCCACCAUGGCUCGUUUGGCAAUGGUCAAUGACAACUUUUCCGACAACUUUUUCGACGUGAUGCAGCAUAGGAUCAUGCCAGCCGGUGCCUGUGCGGCCAUCUACUUUGACAAAGUGCUCGACCAGUCCCGCCGACUUCUGAACGACUUCGAUCGAUACUGCUCAGCCGAGCCGCACACCGAGGCCAGCCAGGGGAAAGGCGUGAGCGUCAACGAGGUCGUGACACAACUGCAGCUUUCCGUAUCUCGCAUUGCGACCAACAUCACAGCUCGGAGUCCACAUGGGAGCGAACGCGCUGGUGAAGCUCUGGUCUCUCUCCUCGAGUCCGUGGUGGCCCGCAACAACGAUGCGCUUGAAAACAAUCGCUUCCGCGACUCCUUCAACGGCGAAGAUGAAGACCAGCGCAAUAUCUACCAUCUGCUUAUAGGUUCGAUCGAGACCGAUUCUGAAACAGACGCGCGGCACUUUGUGCUUCACGCGCUAAAUGCGCUGCCGCCACUGGACGUCUACCAAUUCGAGAACCGGCUGCAGGACAUCCUCCGCAAACUCGAGGUCAACCGUGCCCCCAAGCAAUAUCUUCUCCAUCUUGGCUCUCUCCUGCAAGCUGCGAGGUCCGCUGCUGCCAUGGCAUCCGGGCAGAAACGCCCUGCUGCCGGAAAUGGCAACUCAGGAGGUUAUUCGAAACGCACCCGCUGA